Trichosurus vulpecula (common brushtail) is the source of this 1922-nucleotide messenger RNA. It is a transcript of the gene RPL7, whose product is annotated as ribosomal protein L7. Lineage: Eukaryota; Metazoa; Chordata; Mammalia; Diprotodontia; Phalangeridae. Gene Ontology annotation, molecular function: RNA binding; structural constituent of ribosome. The record is from RefSeq and is a predicted model, not a curated record. The coding region runs from base 1083 to 1859 and encodes 258 amino acids. Gene Ontology annotation, cellular component: cytosolic large ribosomal subunit. The transcript has 7 exons. Gene Ontology annotation, biological process: maturation of LSU-rRNA from tricistronic rRNA transcript (SSU-rRNA, 5.8S rRNA, LSU-rRNA).
GGGGGGAAAAGCCGGCGGUGGCGGCGGCGGCGGCGGCGGCGGCAGCAGCAGCAGCAGCCUUCGUUCCCUCCCCCCGCCCCCCUUGUUCCCUCCCCCUCCCCUCCCCCCCACAGCGCACCCCGCCCCCCACCCUGGCCCAGCCCCCAGUCCGCCCGCCAGCUCCGCAGCGGCGUCCGCCGUGCCAGGGCAGCCCCUCUCGCUGGCCCGGGCCGCAGCCGCUCAGCCAGCUCGCACCUCCCUUCCCCGCUUACGCCCCGCGCCAGGGGGUGCCCCGACCUUCGCCUGCCCAGCCCGGCAGCCUCCGACAGGGAAGUCACCACCGCCAUCCCCCUCUGUGGCCCCCCGGUCCCGACCCCUUCCAGCCACUCCGGCUUCCAGAGCAGGCCUGGCCCACGCUCGCUCCUGCCCGCGCCCGGGGUCAGGCUCUUAAGGGGGACACCCCAGCCAGCCGGGGAGGAGGGAAGGAAGGGCCUCGGCGGAGCUCCACCGGAGCCUUCCGAGCCUAUAACUAGUAUUGGCAGAGCCCGGGAGGCGGUAACAAGCACAUUCGCUGCAGCAGUGCCUAAUCACCGCCAUCCCUAAAAUGGAACCUGGGUAGUAGUGGCCUUAAUCUUCCCAAUCCUAGAUCUGCCUACAGUCCCCAGCAUUCUGUGCUUCCCUGUCCGGCGGGCAAGAACGCGAGAAAGGCCUGCUGGGACUUGUAGUUUCCGAGAAACUAGGUAGCUCGAAGGAAGGGGAGUGUGUUCUGUUUUUUUGUUUUUUUGCAAGUCGUGAUAAGGGUGGAGAACUCCCAACCCAACACGGUUAACGAAUGGUAGAGGGAGAUUUAGGACCUCAUGUUGUCAAGUAGGAUAACACAAAAGUGUUAGCAUUUUGAUGGAAAAGUUUAGUUGUAUUCUUUUCCCCAGUACUUGUUUCCUUCCGUAGUUUGGUCAAACGAGUACCCAACCAGACACUACUUGAAUUUCGAUUUCCGCCUACAAAAGCUAACUAAUCUGUCUCGCCUAUGCUCAGGCACUACGUCAGUCACCUAUACAUUUUAGGACCCCAACUCUUGCCAAGUCUUUAAGUGUUCAGUACGCAUGCGCGUACUUCCUUUUUUCCCAGCCGGAAUCAUGGCGGGCGUAGAAGAAAAGAAAAAGCUACCAUCCGUUCCAGAAUCCCUUCUGAAAAAGCGAAAGGCUUUUGCAAUACUGAAGGCCAAACGCUUGAAGAAGAAGAUGGCUAUUAAAAAGCUCCGUAAAAUACGGAGAAAAGUUAUCUAUGAAAAAGCGAAAGCCUACCAUAAGGAGUACAGACAGAUGUACAGGAGUGAAAUCCGGCUGGCUAGAAUGGCACGCAAAGCUGGCAACUACUAUGUACCUGCUGAACCCAAGUUAGCUUUUGUGAUCAGAAUCAGAGGUAUCAAUGGUGUUAGCCCAAAGGUCCGAAAAGUAUUGCAACUUCUUCGUCUUCGCCAAAUCUUCAAUGGCACUUUUGUUAAACUUAACAAGGCUUCUAUUAACAUGCUGAGGAUUGUGGAACCAUACAUUGCAUGGGGUUACCCAAACCUGAAGUCUGUGAAUGACUUGAUUUACAAACGUGGUUAUGGCAAGAUCAAGAAACAGAGGAUUGCCCUGACGGAUAAUGCCCUUAUUGCAAAAUCUCUUGGUAAAUAUGGAAUUAUCUGCAUGGAGGAUUUGAUCCAUGAGAUCUACACUGUUGGCAAGCACUUCAAAGCUGCCAACAACUUCCUGUGGCCCUUCAAAUUAUCUUCUCCACGAGGCGGAAUGAAGAAAAAGACUACACAUUUUGUGGAAGGUGGAGAUGCUGGUAACAGGGAAGACCAGAUCAACAGGCUUAUUAGAAGAAUGAACUAAAGGUCUCUACCAUGAUUAUUUUUCUAAUGGUCUGUUAAUAAAAAAUGCCUGUGACAAAAUUGA